AAAAGGAAAAAACCUUUCUUCGCCUUAUCUUCUUCUUCCCUCUCAACUCAAAAACCAUGGAAGAAGACAGAGCGAUUCUCACAUUUCACCGUAUCCCUUCCCUCAAUUCCUCUCUACUAACCUCUUCCCCGUCUAAAUCCGGCACCGUACAUUUCCGCCGCCGUGUCUGUCACAGCUCCGCUCGCGGAGAUGCCGGUUUCGGUAAAUUCGCGUGCAUUUCAAUGGUGGAGAAGUGCGAACAGAGAGAAUUCGCUCCGACUAUGGCUCAGCUCUUGAACAAUCCUCUUGCUAUACUUGCUCUUGUCCCCAAAGAUGCCGCAAUCUUCGCCGCUGGUGCUAUUGCCGGAGCCGCCGCUAAAACUGUUACUGCUCCUCUUGACCGCAUCAAGCUUCUUAUGCAGACACAAGGUAUAAGACUUGGACAACAGAGUGCAAAGAAGGCUAUAGGAUUUAUCGAGGCAAUCACUAUGAUAGCUAAAGAUGAAGGAAUGAAAGGUUACUGGAAGGGAAAUUUACCUCAGGUUAUAAGAGUGUUACCUUACAGCGCGGUCCAGCUUUUGGCUUACGAGAGUUACAAGAACUUGUUCAAAGGUAAAGAUGAUCAGCUCUCCGUAAUUGGAAGACUUGCAGCGGGUGCUUGUGCUGGCAUGACAUCUACUUUGUUGACAUACCCACUAGAUGUUUUGAGAUUGAGGUUGGCGGUUGAACCUGGAUACCGAACAAUGUCUCAGGUUGCUCUGAGUAUGAUCCGUGAUGAAGGGAUUGCAUCUUUCUAUUACGGUCUAGGACCUUCUUUAGUAGGGAUAGCUCCAUACAUUGCUGUAAACUUCUGCAUUUUCGAUCUGGUGAAGAAGUCUUUACCGGAGGAAUAUAGCCAGAAGGCACAAUCUUCUCUAUUGACAGCUGUUCUAUCAGCUGGUAUAGCAACACUGACAUGUUACCCUCUAGACACUGUGAGGCGACAAAUGCAAAUGAGAGGAACUCCAUACAAGUCAAUUCCAGAAGCAUUUGCUGGAAUCAUAGACCGUGAUGGGCUUAUAGGCUUGUACCGCGGCUUUUUACCCAAUGCAUUAAAAACCCUUCCAAACAGCAGCAUUAGGCUCACAACCUUCGACAUGGUAAAACGCCUUAUCGCCACAAGUGAGAAGCAGCUUCAAAAGAUCACUGAUGAUAAUCGGAGUCGAGACCAAGCUCAAUAACCAUUUUUGGAAUAUAAUUGUUUCACAAUAAAAUUUUGGAACCGCUAGGAUAUCUAUGUUUUACUUUUCAUUGAGAAGGUUUAAUUUCAUUAGAGCGAAACAAAGUUUGGUGAUUCACUUUACUAGUUCAUGUUUAGGAAACGAUAUGUAUAUCCGGCAAAAUUCCAUCGGAAAUUCAUUACUAUUUCAACCA
Molecule: messenger RNA, 1392 nt
Organism: Capsella rubella
Lineage: Eukaryota; Viridiplantae; Streptophyta; Magnoliopsida; Brassicales; Brassicaceae
Product: probable envelope ADP,ATP carrier protein, chloroplastic
Exons: 10
Coding region: 57-1199 (380 amino acids)
Biological process (GO): transmembrane transport
Cellular component (GO): thylakoid membrane
Molecular function (GO): ATP transmembrane transporter activity
Source: RefSeq, a predicted model, not a curated record